Messenger RNA from Dendrobium catenatum, 1010 nucleotides. RefSeq lists its product as uncharacterized. NCBI's taxonomy places the organism in Eukaryota, Viridiplantae, Streptophyta, Magnoliopsida, Asparagales, Orchidaceae. Gene Ontology annotation, molecular function: isomerase activity. Gene Ontology annotation, cellular component: cytoplasm. Gene Ontology annotation, biological process: biosynthetic process. The record is from RefSeq and is a predicted model, not a curated record.
AUGGUCAAUGAAUCUUGUAAUAAUAUUGGCGGCCUCUUGGGUGAGGCGCUUGAGCCAUUUUAGUAAGAAGUCCACGAGGUAUCCGCUUGCUUACUUCCCUUCUUUCUCUCCGAGCCUCUCCGAUGACAAGAAGAUCGGUGCGAUACGCCGUGGUUGACGCUUUCACUGAUACUCCUUUCAAGGGGAACCCUGCUGCCGUCUGCUUACUGGAAGAAGAAGUGGGAGUGGAUGACAACUGGAUGCAGAAUGUUGCCAAGGAAUUCAAUAUCUCUGAGACCGCUUUCUUGCUCCCCUCCAACGCCUCCUCUAAACCUCGUUUCCGUCUCCGAUGGUUCACUCCCGUGGCAGAGGUUGAACUUACUUCUGGGAAGGACCUUGCUGAUAUUAAACCAAAUUUUGUUGAGCUAGCUAGAUGUGUUGGAAGGGGUGUCAUUAUGACAGCUCCUGCUCCUCCUGGUACUGGAUUUGAUUUCUUUACGCGCUUCUUCUGUCCAAAGAUGGGAGUUAAUGAGGAUCCUGUCUGCGGGAGUGCACACUGCGCAUUAGCACCCUACUGGAGUAGGAAGUUGGGGAAGAACAAUCUUAUCGCUUAUCAGGCUUCUCCAAGGAGUGGAAUACUUGAUCUACAAGUGGAUGAAGAGAGAAGUCGAGUUCUGAUUCGAGGAGAAGCUGUGACUGUUAUGGAGGGCUUUCUAAUGGUCUAAUGUCCAUUUUGGAGCUUGUCAGCAGUUUUUAUUGAUAAAUUCAGAACUAAAUAACAUGAACCAAUUCAUUUUGGAACAAGUUAUUACAACAUUGGUUAAGGUUUCGUUUGAGAUAGUUUUCUUAUUGUAUUCUAAAGUUAUUUUCUAGUACAAAAAAUUUAGUAUUAGAAAGCAAAUAGGAAGCUAUCCCAAAUGAAGCCUAAAGCUUGAAAUAAAUAAACUAUCACUUACACUGCAGGAUUUUAAUAUUCCCCAAUUAUUAUGAUAAUUGCAUAGUGCAAUUAGCUUAUCCAGUCAUUUAAUUUA